Molecule: messenger RNA, 1394 nt
Organism: Xiphophorus maculatus (southern platyfish)
Lineage: Eukaryota; Metazoa; Chordata; Actinopteri; Cyprinodontiformes; Poeciliidae
Gene: prkab1b
Product: 5'-AMP-activated protein kinase subunit beta-1-like
Exons: 8
Coding region: 379-1176 (265 amino acids)
Biological process (GO): signal transduction
Cellular component (GO): cytoplasm; nucleotide-activated protein kinase complex; nucleus
Molecular function (GO): protein kinase binding
Source: RefSeq, a predicted model, not a curated record
UAGAGGGGCGGAAGGGGCGUGUCCUCUCUCGCAGACAAACUCAAGUUUCCUCCAAAUGGCGAAAGCAGCGAAAACAACAGGAUAAGGACACAAAUAGGGAGGAGAAGCAAUUCUGGGAACAAUUCGUAAUACUGUCACGGUCCGGUCUCCAUCUAGCCAGAGGGGUUUUCAGGGAGGUUUUCUUUAUUUUGACAGAAACUUCUCCGCUCCAAAGACGGAAACAGCGACCAAACAAGAGACUUUUGACCUGUGCGCAAGCUGAAAGCAGCACCAACACAUGCAGGCUGAAAAACCUCCUCCGUCCGACCAGACAGACCACAGCAGGCAAACCGGAUAUCACCCUGAGAUCAAACUGUGCUUGAUGCGGGCGGCGUCAGGAUGGGCAACAGCAGCAGCGAUCGCUCCAGCAGCGAGAGGUCAUUCAGAGAUGGACCGUCCGGAGGGAAGGAGGCUCGACCCAACAUCAUGAUGGACAGCAACGACGACGCGGAGCUGUUCAACAGGGAAGAUCCGAAGGCUUCCCCAGACAUACAGGAGUUUCUGGCCUGGCAGCAGGACCUCGACUGCGACAAUAAGGACCCGGCGCAGGCCAGACCGACCGUCUUCAGAUGGGCCGGGUCAGCCAAGGAAGUCUUUGUGUCUGGUUCUUUUAACAACUGGGCCACCAAAAUCCCUCUUAACAAGAGUCAGAAUAACUUUGUGGCUAUUGUGGACCUGCCAGAGGGGGAGCACCAGUACAAGUUUUGCGUUGACGGACAGUGGACUUUGGAUCCGACAGGGCCCGUGACAACAAGCAAGACUGGCACAGUCAACAACAUCAUUCAAGUGAAUCAGACUGACUUCGAAGUCUUCGAUGCCCUCAAGAUCGACUCACAGGAUUCAACGGACAUGUCUGACCUGUCCAGUUCCCCACCCGGGCCCUACCAACAGGACGGAUAUCUCAUCAAGCAAGACGACAAGAUCAAGCAGCCUCCUAUCUUGCCGCCCCACCUGCUCCAAGUGCUGCUCAACAAGGACACGGGCGUCUCUUGUGACCCGACACUACUUCCAGAGCCGAACCACGUCAUGCUGAAUCACCUGUAUGCCCUUUCCAUCAAGGACGGGGUGAUGGUUCUCAGCGCUACUCACCGAUACAAAAAGAAAUAUGUGACCACUCUCCUCUACAAACCCAUAUAACCCAGAGGGAUCACCAUCAUCCUGAUGUUCCACACAGCUGCUACUUCUAAUGACGAUUGAUGAUGAAACAGGACCAACAUUUCUAUAAAAAAGCGUUCUGAACUCUUCGAUCUCUUGUUUUAUCAACCUGUUAAUACCAAGCUCUUUUUCUUUUAAUAUUUUUCACAAUGUUUCAUACUGUCAGUGUGUGAAUAAACCAAUCUUGCCUUGCCACAUAA